AUGUCUCGUUGUGGUUAUAUACAUACGCUUGUGCUGACCAGUGAUGGCCGGGUGUAUGCCUGGGGUGGCAAUGGUUUAGGGCAAAUUGGUUGUGGAGAUAAUACUGAAUACAUUUGUACACCAAAUGAGUUACAUUUUGGUGAUAAUCAUAAAAUAAAGUCCAUUCACGCGUCUUAUGGCUCUUCAUUUGCCAUCACAUCCAUUGGACAUGUGUUGAGUUGGGGCGACAAUAGAGGCCAUGAAUUGGGACUCAAUAUAGACGACGAAAGAGUAUUUAAACCCCGACUGAUCACAACAUUAAACGGUGUAAAAGAGCUCUGUUAUAUAAAUGCUAUAAAAUCCAAUGAAGAUAAAACUAUUGAAAGUUUCCACAUUUCAGAUGUUAUUAAUAAAUAUAAAUCACAAUUCAUUGAGAUAUUAACCAUAGAAUCGGGUGGUUUUGGGACUGUAUAUAAAGUCAAGCAUAGAUGGGAUGAUAAGAUAUAUGCCGUUAAAAGAAUACAAUUUGAAGACGAAAAUACUAAAUAUUCAGCUUUAAAUGAAGUAAAAAUGUUGGCAAAAUUGGAUUCAAAUUUUAUAGUAAAAUAUUACGACUCAUGGAUUGAAGACCCGGAACUGUAUAUUCAGAUGGAGUACUGCACACAAAGUCUUAGGACUGUAAUUGAGGACAAACCGCGAGUAUUUGGGAGGCAAUCAGUGGACACUAGCAAUACUAAACCAAUGGAUAUCAUUGAAUAUUUCAUAUCGUGUGAAAUAUUUAGGGAACUCUUGCAAUGCGUUCAAUAUCUGCAUGAAUUGCAACCACCGAUCAUUCACCGGGAUAUUAAACCUGAAAACUUUUUGAUUUCAUACAAUGGCAACAAUAGGUUUAUAAAACUUUGUGACUUUCAUUUGGCCACUAAUCAAGAUCGUACAGCUCUGACCCGGGGUGUGGGAUCUCCUAAAUAUAUGGCACCUGAUGUGGGACUUUCCCAGUCGUAUAAUUUUAAAGUCGACAUUUAUAGUUUGGGUCUAAUUGGAUUUGAGUUGUUUGAAAUUAACAGUAAAGAGUAUAAUUAA
Molecule: messenger RNA, 1059 nt
Organism: Medioppia subpectinata
Lineage: Eukaryota; Metazoa; Arthropoda; Arachnida; Sarcoptiformes; Oppiidae
Source: the annotation of a GenBank genome assembly